Messenger RNA from Tetrahymena thermophila SB210, 7842 nucleotides. Its product is annotated as transmembrane protein, putative. The record is from RefSeq and is a predicted model, not a curated record. NCBI's taxonomy places the organism in Eukaryota, Ciliophora, Oligohymenophorea, Hymenostomatida, Tetrahymenidae. The transcript has 6 exons. Gene Ontology annotation, molecular function: protein binding.
AUGGAAAAAAAGAACAAACUAAUCAUCAGUAAUAGAAAUAUCAUAUUAUUAUUGAGUAUAACUUUUUUAGUUGCAUAACCAGGUAAUGGCGAAUGCAUCAGUAAUUGUUUAGUGUGUUAGGAUCAAAAAUGUUUAGAAUGCUUUUAAGACUAUACUUUAAAUACUUCAUUAAACAUUUGUGUUUACAAAAAUUGCCAAAAAGGUAUGGCUUUGUAGCAAGUAGUUGAUUCAUCUGGAGUAAUUGAAAAAAAAUGCGUUGCUAUUUGUUAGUAAUAACAAUAUUUGAAUGCAUUAACUAAUACUUGUUAGUCAUUAAGUUAAUGCUCUUCAUCUUACUUUACUUCUUCUAGUAGUACUACUAACUCUAAUAACAUUAUUGAUUUAAAAAUAUUAAAUGCUAGAAGCCUUCUAGCGUUUUACUCAAAUGUUGUGUCGCAGAUAAGAGUUGAUACAGGUUAACUGGAAUUAAGUCUUAGUUAUGGAGCUUAAGCUAUAAAGUCUUAAUAUUUUAACGGUUUGUAUUACAUAUUUAGGACAGAUAACUCUAUUAUACUGUGGGAAGUAGAGUUUGAUAAAAAAUUGUUGAUCUCUUAAAUUUAAUUUGGAGUCAGCAUAAAUGAUAGUCGGAUAAUUAAUAUUAGUGAAUUAAUUGGUGCUUAUUUAACUUUUGAUGUCUUAAAUUCAAUAAUAUAUAUCAACCCAUUAAUAGAAUUAGUUAAUAAUCAAAUUUUAUAAAAGUAAAUUCCUUUAAAAAUAUCAUAUGCAAAUAAUAGUUAUUUUAUUUCUUAGAAUUUGAUUUUUAUUUUUUCCUCUUAAAGUCUUACAGUUUACGCCAUUGAUACUGACUAAUCUUUUAAACUAAAAUAUACAGCUUUACUUUAAAUAAACAACUUUGUAAAUUCAUUUUCAAAUGUCAUAGAUGCAAUUUAUCAAAAUGCGCAGAAUGUUUUUUUUAUAAUUACAUAAAAUGCUGCUUUUAUAUAUAAAUGCAAAGUAUCAUCUUGCAGUACAGUAAGUUUACCUUCAUAACCAAAAAAAAUGAUGUAAUCAGUAUCAAAUUAAUAAAAAUUAAAUGUAUUAAUUUAGUUUUAGUUAAAUUUAUCAUUAUAUGAUGAUAACUUAGUUAUUAUUCAAUAAUUUAAUCUUGAAAAUCAAAUUUUAGAUUUCACAAUUUCUUAUUUCACUUUAAAUAGAAUGAGAGAAAUUUAUGUGCUUUCUAACAACUAAUAACUUAAAAUCUAUUAAGAAACAUAGUAAAUGAAUAAAAUUUUAUUUAUUCAAACAGAUCAAAUAAAAGUCUAUUCUUAAUAACUGCAAAAUUUGAUUACUCUUAAUUAAGAUAAUGGAAUAAUUAAUUAUUUGGCAAUAAUUGGUAACGGACUCUAAAUCAUAAUUAAAGCUAAUAAUCAGCAAUAAUAAUAGAAAUAAAUUAUCUCAUCUUAAUUUUAGCCAAAUUAUAUUACUAACUAAGGAAUUGUUACAGAUAUUCUUAUCUUCAAUGAUUUAAAUGUUUUAGCUACUUGCUCAAAAGAGGGAAGAUUGUUUGUGUGGGAUAUAACCAAAGUGUAUGAUGCUUAAUAUAGAUAUCUAUAUUACAAUAACCAAGAUAGCUGUUUAAAGUUAUAAAGGCUUUCAAUUUAUUAGAUAAUUGCUCUUUUCUAAAAUACUAUUGUCAUCUUAGAUAUAAGAUAGUCAACACCUUUAAAAGUAAUUUAGAAAAAUAAUCCAAAUCCAACAAAAGAAUUCAUUACUGCUAAUAAAUAUUUAGGAAUUCUAAUUUAUGAUGGAAUCCUAAACUGCAUUAAAAAUGAUGGUAGCUUACUAUUUUCAACAAAUGAUCCAAGCUUUAUUUAAAAUAUAUAUAAUAUAUAUAUAAGCUAUAACAAUCUCCUAUUCUUUUAAUAUUAAAGUUAAAUGAAGGUAUAUAAGGUAGAUCCUACUUAAAAUACAAUCUAAAGUCAAAUGACACUUUUUUCAACUUACAAUAGUCCAAGUAAAGUAAAUAUUUAGCUAUCAAAAAUUAAACCAUUUCCAGAGUCACUUUAUUCCUCAGUAGGAUAUACUUUUGAAGUAGUUAUUUUUGAUACAAGUUCUUCCUUUUAUAUUUUCGAUGAAUAAUUUCACGUUUUAUAGCAAGUUAAUCAAGUUCCAUUAGUAUCAGCUGUUGAUUUUAAUUUCCUUAUUUCUAACCCCUUAGAUCCAAACUAUUUUGUGAUGGGAUAUACGACCUAGCAGACAGCAGCAUUUAAAUUUUAGGUUUAUAAUAUUUAAAAAGGAGUAAAUGUUGCUAAUUUAGCUGCGUUUAUAGUUUCAGGAUCUUAUCUGAUGGAGCCAAGAAAAGUACCAAAUAAACCGAGUUAGUAUGAUCUUGAAAUUGUAAUUCCUUUGAGCUAUUUUACUGCAAAUAAUGUCUUUAGAUAUGAUACUAAUGUUGCAGCAAAUGUAUUCUAAAUGGGGAAACAAAUAUAAAACGAAAUUCAGUCAAUUUAUAAAACCUUUCCAGAUUUAUCAUAUAAUUUUUUUGGAGGAUAAUCAGGAUUUGUUGGAGUAUCACCUUUAAAUACAAAUUAUGUUAAGCAAGUUUUUUCUCUUUCUUCGAAUGACAUUAUAAAUGUUUAAUAAUGUUACAGUUUAGGUGUUUAUUUUGUAAUUUCUAAAAAAAUUUAAAUAGUAAAUAUCCACACAAAUAGCUUGAUAGAGGAAAUCAUAUUUAAAGAUACUACACAAUAAUCAGUUCAGGGAUUUUAAAUUUUUGCUGAUUUUUAAAUAGCAAUUGCUUUUAAAUCAUCAUAAUUAAUAUUGAAAAAUUUUAAGGAUGGACAAACUUAUUCCUAUACAAACAUAAAUAAUUUAUCUUUUUACAAUUUAGAAUAAGAAAAUCAAUUGAUUACUAUCUUUGGUUCAAAAGUAGUAAAGUUACAAUUAAAUUUAAAUGAAUAUUAGUAAAUCGGAGCUCUUAUUAUGUAAAGUAGUUAUAUUAUUGGAUGUAUAUUAUCUUCUGUAAAUUACUAUUGUAAAUUACAGGAUGGAUAAAUCAAUAUCAUCACCAAAAAUAAUUUAAGCAUUUUGGCUUCCAUUCAGAACAAAUUUUUAGGAAAUAAUUAUAAUUUUUAGCUUGAUGAAUCAAAUAAUUAACUCUUUUUAUUUAAUACAUUGAUUUAUGUUUAUGAUUUGACAGGAAUUUUUUAGAUUUAAUUAACACAGUCGAAUGGCCUAAUAAGUAUAUUUAACUUAUGUACUGACGAUAUAUCAUAUGUAACAGCCUCAAGUGUCACUGUUAUGCAAAGAGGUAGCUUAGUAAUAAGAACAGUUAUCAGUAGUCCAGGUGGAGGUAAUAUCCUAUAAUUGAUGUACUUACAAAAUUAGAAUCACAUAUUAUUCUUCACAACUCAAAUGAGAUAUGGAUAAAUAUUUGUAUACAGUUUGAGUACUCUUUUGUAAGUAACUUCUAUAAAAAAUACAUACACCUAAAAUCCGAUUUCUCUAACAUGUGCUAUGAUUUAUGACAUUUUUCAAAAUUAUCUUGUAUACAUAGAUCUUACUGGGAAUAUUCUCAUUAUUUCUUACACUGGAGCAUAUUCUAUGAUUAAUUUUUUAAAAAUGAACUAAUUUGAUGAUGGUUUGAGUGCACCUAUUGGGUUUUCUUUAGACUUUGAUAUGAAUAACAUUCUUGUUUACAGCAGUUCAAAUGUCUUUUAAAUUCCUUAUUCUUCUAUCAAUUUAUGGUACAACAGGAUAAUUAAUUAUCCUAAAAAUUAAUACUUUGCUUUAAACAGUGGAUUAAAUUCUGAGUAGUUCUUUAUAGUAGGUACUUAGAACAUUCUUUAUACUUAUUAGAAUAAUCAUUUUUAAAGUUUCAAUUACUUUAAUGAAGAUGAUCGUUUAAGUUCAGUCAGCUAUAUUCCUGAUUAGCAACUCUUAAUAGUCGGUUUUACUCAGUAAAUUAAUAUCUAUUAACAAUUUUCUUCAAAUAACUUAUCUCUUAGCAAUAAAGUAAUUAUCACAGGUUAUAAGUUGAAAGAAUUUAUUACUCCAAAUAUUUUUUUGACUUUUGAAAAUUCAAUAGUAGAUUAUAAUUUUUAGUAAAAUUCUGAGAAUUAUAAAAUAAUAUGGAAUUUAGGUAUUUCUAUAACAAGCUAUUUAUGGCUUAAUUCUUCUUCACUUAUUAUUGUAGGAUUUAAUACUGGAGAUCUCUUAUUUUACAAUUAUUAAUUAUAAAAAUAAAACAAUAUAAAUGUAGAUUCUACUCCUAUUAUUUUUAUUUAAGAAGGACUGAACUCAAUUUGGGCUUGUUCAGUUAUAGGGGUUAUAUAGUAAAUCAGCACAUCUUCUCAAUAAACUACCUAAACUUUUAACUUGGCUUCUAUUGUAACUCUCUAAUAAGCAGAUAAAAUAAACGUCUUUUCAAUAGAUGAAUAAAAUUAGAGAAUUUUCGUUAGUCUUUUAGAAUAAUAUUUAUUAUAUAUAUUUUCAUAUUCAACUCAAGCUCUGAAAAUAUAAUAAUAUUUGAGCUUCCCACACCACGAAAAGAAUAAUAUUUAUUUUUCUAAAAAUUACCUUAUCAUGUAUUCAACAUCUUAAAUAAAUAUUCACAAUAGGUCAAGUUUACAAUUUCUAAAAAGUUUAAAAAGAGAAAAUAAUUUCGAUCAAAUAGUGCAAAUUUACUUUGUAAAUGGGAUUUAUUUAGUAAUACAAUUCUAGAGGAAACUUGAGUUAUAUUCAUAUGAUGCUAUUUUUAACUCUUUACAAUUUUUAGAUCAAAUAGUUACAGUGUUACCAUAAGUGAUUAAAUUUCAAAUCAUAUCUAAUGGUUAAUAACUAUAGCUAUUAGGAUUUUCUAACAAUAUGGUAUUUGAAAACAAGUACACAAUUCAAUUAGUGAGUCAUCAAUCUACUCAAUGUAGCAUGAGUAUUGAUGUUUAAGAUUAUACCAGUACUUAGCAACAGCUUGCAUUAAUACCUCAAAUUACAGUUCCUUAUUUUACAUGGUAGAAUAGGAUAACUGUUAUUUCUACUAGUAGUAAUAAUUAUUUUUACAUGAACAUGCUUUCUGGUAACUUAGAUUUAUUGAGUGCCUCUUCAACUUAAAAUACCCUCCUUGUAGUAUAAUCUCCUAUCAAUAGUAACAAUAAUUUAAUCAAUGGUUUACAGACAAUAAGUUUAAACAAUUAAACUUUUGCUUAGUUUUCUUAAUAGUAGCUAUUAUUAAACAGCUUAUAACUUUAAUUAAUUGAUACGAGUUGCCUAAAUACAAAGAUAUUAAACUCUUUAUUUAUAUCUAAUAAAGAUAUGCUCUUUUUAAAUACAAAAAAUUAUUUCACAAUUAACUAAUAAUUAGUGUAUCUAGAAAGCGAUUAGCUUACUCUAUUGAAUGUUAGGCUUGAAAAUAAUUAAAAUCUUCAAUAAAACGCAGGUUUAGCUAUAAUGAGCAUAAGCUCUUCAAUAAAUAAUUUGGAUACCUUAAAUAUAGCUCAAAAUCAAUUUAACAUUUAAUUUGAAUCAACAGUUUCUAUUUUUAUUCAGAAUUCUGCGUUUUAGUAUAAUGCUGGUAUUAAUGGGGGAGCUUUAUCUAUUAUCAAUAAUAUUGGUUCUGUUAUUAUAUAAAGCAGUUAGUUUUUAUUUAACAAAGCCUAAGGAAGUGGAGGAGCUAUUUAUCUAAAUUUGGAUUAAGGUUCUAUAAAUUUAGACUAAUCUAAUCAAAUUAGCUAUAACAAAGCAAUUAUAGGAGGUGGAAUUAGAUUGUAUAGCUAAGCAAACUUAGUUUAAGUAUCUAUAAAUAAAAAUAUUAUAUAAAAGAACAAAGCUGAUAUUUAUGGAAAUAAUUUUGCUACUUUUUUAGAAUCAGUAUUUGUUUCUUGCCCAAAUACGAAAUGUAUAUUCAAUAAUUCCAAUAAUUAGUUAAGUAUAGAGAGGUUUAAUAGUGGAGAUACUGCUUAACUGUCCAUUAUAUUUUUAGACUAAGAUGGUAGAUCCUUGAGCUUUGAUCCGUCAAAAGUAGAUUCUAAUAAUUAUCCUAGUGAAAUAAUUGACGAAAUUAAAAGUUAUCAUUUAUAAGUAACAACAUCAUUAGAUGGUAAUGAAAAAAUAAAUAUUAAUGGAGAAAACUUCAUUAGCUAUAGCAGAUUCUCAUAAAAUACUUCUGCUUUUGUGCUAAACAACUUCCAAAUUUUAUCAAUUCCAUAAACAACCUAGCAAAUUAAUAUAAACUAUUAAAUACUUCCUUCAAAAAUACAACAAUUGAGUAAUUCUAGCAAAAAUUCAAUUUUAACAAGUAUAUAAUUUAGAGAAUGUAUUGUAGGAGAGAUAAUGAAAGCUUACUCUUAAACUAUAUUUUCUUGCUAAAAGUGCCAGGUUGGAACUUAUUCUCUUGUAGAUUCUUACCAUAUUAUGGAAAGCAAGCAAGGUUAAAUAUAAUGUAAAAAAUGUCCUUACUCUGCUAUCAGCUGUGAAGGAAAUUAAAUAUAACUUAAAAAUAGUUAUUGGAAAAUGAAUGACACAACUGACGAAAUAAUUUAUUGUGUCAAUAAUCCAAAUUCUUGCCAAUCAGAAAAUAGCGAAAGUAGAAAAGGGUGUAUAAAAGGAUAUAUAGGACCUUUAUGUGAAACGUGUGAUUUAAUUGGCGAUAUUUGGGAAAGCUAAAGUACAAAAGUAACAUUUUUGACUAAUUUAUUAAGUUGUAGAUAAAUUGGCUCAUUUAGUUAUGCAAGUAAAAAUUUACUACUACUCUGUGAUGAUAAUGAUUACUAAUCAUUUCAAAGGAAAUUUGCUAUUCCACUUCUAAUUUUUUGGAUAGGAGUACCUGUAAUAUCUCUAAUAGCAAUAUAUAAAAAAAGAAAUAAAUUAAACACUUGCUAUACUUAAUACAGAUUAGGUUAUUUUACAACAGGAUUUAAAUAGAAAUUCUUCUAUUGGGAGUUUGUUAGAAUGUAUUUGAAAAUUUUAAUUGUUUUACUUUUUACUAUUUACAAUUCAAAUUUAUAUAACACUUAUUUGAUAAUUAUUCUCAUUUUCUUUGGUUACAUAAAGAUAACACAAGGCUAUUAACCAUUUUAAAGCAUUGGCCUUUCUAAUAUGGAAGUAGCAUCUUACACUAUAUUAAUAAUAAAUGUGACUUUAUAAGUAUUUUAAUUGGAGUAUAACACAAUAGGUUUAUAAAUAUUUUCAGCUUUAAUUCAUAGUUGGAUGAUUCUACAUAUGAUUUUGGUCAUCAUAUUUAUAAAAAUUAAGGAUUAUUAAAAUUAAUUUGGAAAAUUACUUAGAUUUCUCCUUAGAUUUAUACUACCUAAAAAAUAUUACAAUAAACUUAUUUCAAACAAUAAGAUAAAAUUUUCAACGUUUUUAAUGUGGAAAAAAGUGAGAAAAAAUAUAAAAUUGAUUAUAUUAAAGAAAGCUUUUGAAAAAGUAGAAACAUAAGAUGUUUUAAAUCUCAAUGCUAAUAAUUCACCUAUAAAAGACAAUAUAACAAGAAAUAUCAGUAAAUCCAUCCAUAAUUCAAUGAGACUAAUAUCUAAUUUUACGAGUCAAUAAAAUGAUGUAUUACUGUCUCCAGUAAGUAGUAAUAGCAGAAUCAAAAUCUUUGACAAUGAAAAAUCACAAUAAAAGGGCAAUUUUAUUCAAAGAUUAAAAAUAAAUGAUUAAAAAUAGUAACAAGAUGGUUAGAUUUAAUAAGAUUGUAUGAUAUAAAGUAUGAUAGAUCUGGAAGAUGUUAAUUAAUUACAUGAAAAAAAUAUUUAAGAUUAAAAUGAGCUUUAAUUUUCUUAAUUUUAGACUUUAUCAAUGAAGAAUUCAAUGUAAAAUGCAAACAAGCAAAUAUAAAAAUAAACAAAAUUAGAUAGUAAAUGA